Molecule: messenger RNA, 3923 nt
Organism: Hymenoscyphus albidus
Lineage: Eukaryota; Fungi; Ascomycota; Leotiomycetes; Helotiales; Helotiaceae
Source: the annotation of a GenBank genome assembly
GUCGUGUAAAGAGGUUUUGGGAAAUGUCCAUACAUACACCAACAACCGCACCCAACAUGGAGUUUAACGGCAAGAAAGACGUUGUUGAUCCCGAGGUUCGAGCAUAUGUAUCGAGUCUUGUUACCGCAGUAAGGAUUCUCCACUUUGUUUGCCCGCGAAAUACUGACAGACGCGUAAUAGUUGGGUGGAAGUGGUGCAGACGAGGAGGGACGAUAUGUGCUGGGAGAUGAUGCUUUGGCCUGUCUUCGUGAUUUGAAGAGAUGGCUGAAGUUAUACGACGAAAAAGCGAAUCGAUUGGACGUAGCAAGAUGUUUGGCAGAUUCCAACCUGGUGGGAGGGGAUCUGCUUCAAAUUCUUGCGUUGUGGCCGGAAAAUGAGACGGAAAAUCGAAUUAAAUUGAAGAUCGCUUUGGCAUGUCUGGAACUGCUUGUACCUCUGACAUGGCCCCUCGAGAAAACUGGCAAGGAAAUGACAGUCAACCACCAUCGACAUAUUCCCUACCUCGAAAUUGCACAAUUGGGAUACAAACGAGCUAUUAUAAACUUUGAUGGAGCGAGGAUAUUGCAUACGGCUGUGAGAUGUGCCAUACCCUCAAUGACGGAGGACAUGAAAGAUCGCAGUACUAGAGACGAAGGCAUUAUCAAACUCCUGUUAUAUUUCAUUCGUAACAUCGCCAUGAUUGCACCACCACCCAACGCAAAAUACGAGGGAGAUGAAGCCGAAAUUUCGAGAUCCGCAACAAUUGAUGCUUUCGACUACCAGGGUAUAUUUCAAUUACUUUUGACGCUAUCUUCUUCCAUGGGCGAGGAUUUUAAUACCCAAGAUGUGAUUGUUAUGGAAGUCAUAUUCCAUCUAAUCAAGGGUGUGGAAGUGGAAAAGUUGUUUAUGGAUGAGAAGAAGAUUGAUAAUAGCAAAAUGGAUGAAUUAGUUCGACUGAGACAAAAAGAAGCGGCCAUGCAUAGAAGUUACCAGGCACACGCACCUACGCGACACAACCGUUUCGGAGCCAUGGCCUGGAUUCAGAGAGGAGAUGCCAAAAUGACAACUGUUUCGGGACAAGCUGCUAUAACGGAUUCUGCAAGGGGUCUGGCCAAAAUGGAUAGCACGAAGAAAUUCAAGCCUCCACGACGGAAACCAAAAGGAGAGACAGGACCCCUGGACUUUAAUACACCUGUCAGUUUGAAUGUCCAAGCAACGAAACAUUUACGUUCUUUUGUAGAGGAAUUCUUAGAUUCAGGAUUCAAUCCGCUCUUCAACCACACUCGGAAGGCCAUUGAUCGUGAAGCUGACCGAAUACUGGAAACUCAUCCUAGACAAUUCUUCUAUUUGGUUUCUUGGUUCUUAGAGGCGGAGCGAGUAAGAAGGAGAUGCAAAAAAUCAGCUAAACCUUCGAGAAACGAACCACCACCAGAAGAAAUAGAUAGUUACGCGAUUGUCGCCAGCGUUUUGAGCCAGGAGAUGUUUGUCACUCUGAACAGAAAGAUGGACUAUACUUUUGAAAGUAAAUCCUGGGCAGAUCUCAGCGCAGCCAUGAAAUGUUUCACUCAAAUUCUCCUGACUGUUCAGGAUAUGUCAGAGUCGCGUCUCGAAGAGGAUCAAGAGAUCGCGGAGAAUAUUCUCAAUCGUAUAUUUUACGAAGACACAACCCACGAUAGAGUGGCCAAUAUCGCUCGUACUUACAAAGACCAGGGGUUCGGUUAUUUGGAUUCAUGUACGGAGCUCGCUCAUAACUACUUGCGAAUUUUGGAGCAAUACUCGAAGCAAAAUGUCGAUUUACAAGUCAGAUCACGCAGACGUGUGCGACGAAAGAAGAAGGCUGCGAGAGAUGCUGGAGAAUAUGGCGGGGACGACGAAGAUUUAGGGGACUCUGAUGCAGAUGAGUCGAGAGCAGAAAUAGUUUCCCGGGAACGAAAAUUCGACUUUAAGCGUUUUGCCAACAGAUUCGUAUCCCAAGGAUGCGUCGACACUUUUGUGAAGUUUACAGCUUACUACAAUGAUCUCAAGCCCGAACAGCUCAAAAGAGCGCAUCGCUACUUUUAUCGGGUCGCGUUUAAGCAAGAGAUGAGUGUUAUGCUGUUUAGAGUCGACAUUAUCGCACUUUUCCACAAAAUGGUCAAAGGUCCAGAAGGGCUAGACCCACAAUCCCCAUUCUUCAAAGAGUGGCAGGAGUUCGUGAAGCAAAUUCUGAAGAAAUGCUUCAAGAAGACUCAGGAGCGUCCCGAGUUGGUAGUCGAGAUGCUCUUUUCUAAAAUCAAUGCGACUACGCACUACCUUGAGUAUGGAUAUGAAAAGCAGACUGUGUCAAGCAAGCCACGUGCUGCAGCUGAAUUAGAAGUCAAGCCAGGAAAAGAAUGGGAGGAACAAGUCGCCAUUGUCGUUGGUGCGUUACUGGAUAAGAAUGAUGGGGAGCAUAUUGAAUGGGUCAAAUCACAGUUGACCUCCGCCGAAAGCGAGCGACGGAGUUGGGAGGGAGCGAAUAUCGCUUCGGCGGCCGCUAUUCCUUCGAUUGAGGAUGAUCCAUUUGCAGAACCCGGCGAAACACCAGCGGCACCACCCGUCGAUGCACCCAAGACACCCUCUAUUUGUAUGUUUACUUCUUAUCUUCAUAACUCAUAACUAACCAUAAAUAGUGGUCAAGCCAGACAAAGACGAACGUAAAGUUGCUAUGUUCAAGAAUGGUCAUCUUCGACUCCUUAUGACUUUGGUUGGCUUCGCGCGGAUUGGUGUGGACGACGACCCUGACGGUAGCUGGGUUGUCCCACACCCUCUUACUGCGGAUCAACUGAAGGAGUCUCUCGACUUGAUCAAGAAAUCUGAAUUUAGUCCCCCUGUAUUUGAUGAUGGCCAAGAAGCUGGCGAUUACAUUCGACGAAAAUCUGCAACUGCAGCUUCGAGGAAGAGGGCUGUCUUUGAUGAUGAUGACGAUGGAAUUGACGAUGAUGAAGAGGAGGAGUUUGAGUUCGCACCAGGAGGUCCAACCGCAAUGAAACCAUCCGAGGCUUUGAAAGAACUCAAAAAGAGACGAAGACUAAAGAGAAAAGGAAGUGAAGAUGAAAACAGUGGUUUGACAGACGAACAAGCUGCAGCACGCGCUGAGGCCCGACGUCUGAAAGACCUGGAAAAGAACCGAAAAAUCAAGAGUGAUCUUUUCGUUCACGACAGUGAUGACGAAGACGACGAAGAGCGUGAUAAAGCAUUUUUCGAGCAAGAACGCCUGCGAGAGAAAGCCAAAGACGAUCUCAUGAAAGGCUUACUUUCUACGGGAGUAGCUAAACAACCCUCUGCAGCGAGGAAAAAGAGGGAUUCGAGUGCGAUAUCUAUUGAUAGCGAUGAUGAAGAUGGACCUCCAGCUGUGAGCAGCAAGAGAAGACGAUCCAAAGCCGAUGAGGAUGAUAGUGAGGAUGAUGUUCCUGUUGUGGUCUCUGGGCGCUCUUCCACCACUGCUAGAGACGAUAUUUUGGAGGAUUCUGAUGAGGAGGCUACUGAUACUCCGAUGUCGAGUCCGCAUGUUAAGCCCAAGGCGAAGCAGACGAAGAAACGGAGGGUGGACUUGAGUGAUGAUGAGGAAGAGGAAGAGGAAGCUUUUGGCGCUGCAAAAAACUCUGCUAUGGUAUUGGAUGACGAAGAUGAAGAUGAAGAAAUGCCCGCGGUGAAACCAGCGAGGCAGAGGAUGAGAUCUGGCUUUGUUGUGGAUAGUAGUGAUGAGGAGUGAUGAAUUCUUUCUUUCGGGUUACAUGAUAUGAAGUGAUGGAGUUUGGUUUUGUUGUUUGGGGUAUGGUAUUGGAUUUUACGGGACCCAUGAAUGGGAUUAGUGGCCCCUGGAUUAUGAAUAGCGUUGAUAGGUAGGAAGGAGUCUUGUCAAUAAAGAUUUGUAUAUAUAUGUGGUAAAGCAGAAUAAAUCUGUUAGAGAAUCGCCUUCAAGU